AGUGCUUCCAGGAGUCAUCCAAGAGCGGAAACCACAGGACUUGGUAACUGGUAAGGUCACUAGCAGACGGCUGUGCCUUUCAGCAGGAAGAGGACCAUGAAGGGUAAUGCUUUCAAUCGACUCAGGACAUUGAGGCAGCUGUGGCUGUGUUAACUAAAGACACUCUUGAAAGAGGACUCCAGAGCUGCUUCAGAAAGUGGUGGAGCUGAUCAGAAUAAUGUUCAGCAUCAACCCCCUGGAGAACCUGAAGCUGUACAUCAGCAGCCGGCCACCCCUGGUGGUCUUUAUGAUCAGUGUCAGCGCCAUGGCCAUCGCCUUCCUGACCCUGGGCUAUUUCUUCAAAAUCAAGGAGAUUAAGUCACCUGAAAUGGCAGAGGAUUGGAAUACUUUUCUGCUUCGAUUUAAUGACUUGGACUUGUGCGUAUCAGAAAAUGAAACAUUAAAGCAUCUCUCAAACGACAGCACAGCUUCAGAGAGCACAGUGACCAGUGGGCAUGCCAGAGCGUCCACACAGUCCCCCCAGGCUCUGGAGGACUCGGGCCCGGUGAACAGCUCAGUUGCAAUCACCCUCACCCUGGACCCCCUUAAGCCCUUCGGAGGCUUCUCUCGAAAUGUCAGCCAUCUGUACUCGACCAUUUUGGGGCAUCAGAUUGGACUUUCAGGCAGGGAAGCCCAAGAGGAGAUAAACAUUACGUUUACCCUGCCUAUUGCUUGGAGCUCGGAUGACUGUGCUGUUCAUGGCCAUUGUGAGCAGGUGGUGUUCACAGCCUGCAUGACGCUCACAGCCAACCCCGAUGUCUUCCCUGUCACUGUACAGCCUCCACACUGUGUCCCUGACACGUACAGCAAUGCCACGAUCUGGUACAAGAUCUUUACAACUGCCCGAGAUGCCAACACAAAGUAUGCGCAAGACUACAACCCUUUCUGGUGUUACAAGGGGGCCAUUGGGAAAGUCUAUCAUGCGUUGAAUCCCAAGCUUACAGUUAUUGUUCCAGACGAUGACCGUUCAUUGAUAAAUUUGCACCUCAUGCACACCAGUUACUUCCUCUUCGUGAUGGUGAUAACAAUGUUUUGCUAUGCUGUGAUCAAAGGCAGACCCAGCAAACUGCGUCAGAGCAAUCCUGAAUUUUGCCCUGAGAAGGUGGCUUUGGCUGACGCCUAAUCAAUCCCACACCUCCCCGUCUAUGGAGAGAGACUGAAAGAACCAUUGUCAUUGCCUGCUGACCUAAGCCAGGGCCUGGCCACUCCAAACACAUGAUCUUGCAGUGUUGGGUUAUUCCAGCCAAAGACAUUUCAAGUGCCUGUAACUGAUUUGUACAUAUUUAUAAAAACCUACUCAGAAGUUGGUCCAGUGAUGCACGUGCUUUGCACUGGGUGCGGCCAGAACCCUUUGACCUCACCGAAUAACACUAAGAGGGGACACGAGGGUCUCGUGUCACAGAGCAGGUCAUGUUUUCAUCAGGGGCACGGCGUGAUUCCUCACUGGUAGGGUUGAGGUUUGCUUUGGUUCUUGUUUCAGCCCAAUAUGUACAAAAUGUUUGAAACAGUCUGCACCUUUGAUAUGAUACUGCAUUUCCAAAGCCACCAAUCCAUUUUGUGGAUUUUAUGUGUCUGUGGCUUAAUAAUCAUAGUAACAACAAUAAUACCCUUUUCUUCAUUUUGCUUGCCAGGAAACAUACCUAAGUCUUUUUUUUUUUUUUUUUUUAAGAAAAAUUAAAAUAGAUUUUAAUACUACUCUAGUUAGGACAGACUUGUGCUUUUCUCCUGAGUAAAAAGUUAAAUAUUUAAAAUUCACCUAGAUGGUAAAGAUCUAAGUUUCAUUUUCCAUGCUGACGGGGAGGAGCUCAGUCUUGUUUGAGUUGGCAUAGAAUGUUCUUUUCUUUCCCCUCUCUCUCCCCUCUGUUGUAAAAGUUAAAGCAGCUCCCUCACUCCCAAGGGCCUAGACAUUAGGUAAACGGCCCUAGGUCGAAGAGGCAGUUAGUGGUCCUACUUUCCAGCAUGCACAUGGCAGUGUGGAAAGAACGAAUGAGGACUUGGUUUAAAACUCAUGAAAGGGUUUCUUUCUUUUUUUUGAAAAGGAGAUAAAAUUUCUUUUCUUUGGUACUGGGGAUCGAACUCAGGACCUUGCGCUUUCGAGGGAAGUGCUGGAACCACUGAGCUAAAUCCCUGGCCCCUUUUCUUUUUUAAAAAAACUUUUCCUUUUAUUUUUAUGCAACUAAUAUCUUCAAAAGAAAGAUGGCAUCUACUAGAUCUGUGACACAAUGAAGACAAGGCCUGUAAAAUCUGAAGGAAUGGAAUUUGGAUUUGCUGUUUAUCAAGGACAAUUGAAAGAAUUUUUCUUAGAACAUUUUGGUCAUCUAGCUUCUCAGUCCUUUUGCCCUCUAAUCUUCUUUCGUUUUAAAAAAUUUAUACCUUAUCUAUUCCAGUCCUUUCUUGUUACUUGUUUCUCUUGACAGCUCUUUGCCUUAAUAAGUCAUUGUUGUUAAUGUUGUCUGUGUUCUCUCACACAGCGUUAUAGCAGGAGGGCAGAUAAGACCUUAGGCUUGACUGUCAGUCAGCACUGUGGCCCUGUAGUUGGUCUGCUCUAAAUUAAGAGUUCCCACAGUCUGAAAUUUGUCGGUCUGGAACAUUUUACCCCAGGCAUUCUUGAAUGGAAAACAAUUGUGGGCUUUUAUUGAGGAUUGUUAAAAUAAUCACCGUAGUUACUUGAUAUGUUAGUAUUCCAUUUUUUCUUCUUAAUAUAUUUCAAGUGCAGUGAUCAUACUUGUCUAACCAGUUUUUUGUUUCUUGUUCUUUUUGGUAUGAUAUGAUUUGCUUACAUGAUGUAUGGUUAACUUGUUAUUUUAGUUUUCUCUUUAGAGACUUUGAAACCCUUAUGAGACAAGAUUCAGAAAGAGCCAUUUGGCUUGGCAUUUAGAAAUGUCAGUAUUCUUAGAACCAUCAAACUUUAGAUUAAGCUGCUACUGAAUUAGUAAAGUCCCAGUGAAGUGGAGUUAUAGAGAUAGUCAUAAUUAGCAGAGUAAUAUAACAGGUAAAAGACAAGUUAAAAAAAAAUCAGUUUCACUGGUUUAUUCAGUCCAGCUCAUUGCAGAUAUUAAUUGCCCUUGUUUUAAUUACAGGGAAUGGCUGGAAUCUGUAGCCAGGGGAGAAACACUGUUAGGCAUGAGAAUGUGCCAAAACUGCCGGGACAGUAUGAGUUGUCCUGAGGCCAGGACGCACAGGUUAAAACCCAACAUUCACUGCAGCAGGUAAUUCUCAAAGAUCUUAAGGGAACACAGAGCCAAGCAGGUGUGUGAAGGAAGGUGGGGAACGGGGAGGCCAUGGCUCUAGAAGAGGCCUCCACAGCACCCCAGGAAGUGCAGGGCACCCAUUACUGCUGGGCCGUGCGUGCAGGGCCCGUCCAUAGCUGUGGCUCCAGAGAGGCCGGUUUACCGUUCAGGGGUGGCCCUGCCGUGCAUAGGCUCGUCUGAAGGCACCUUGGACUGGAGGGCCAAUGAAAGGUCAGCAACUUAACUAUUAAAAUGGUUGUUUCAGAUCAUAUUGAUCUCUUUCCUUUUUCCUUUUGUCCUUUCACUGUAUGACUUGAAUCAGUUUUGAUUCUAUUUGUAACUUUCUUGCAUCGUUAGGAACCUGCCAUUUUGGUUGCAUUUUCUUCGGCAGUGUGUAGGGAUUCAGCAUCCUGGUUUUUCAACCCUCCUGCAGGCACCAUGGGGUUACGAGGGCCAGCGGAUCCAUUCCACUUACUUGCUGCAUGAUGGUCAGUAGCUGAUCUGUUAUGGCAUUCACUCCCUGAUUAAUUUCUGUGUUUGGAAUAUGUGCAUAUGUGCUUUACAGAAUAAAACAUCAAGAUUUA
Molecule: messenger RNA, 3853 nt
Organism: Heterocephalus glaber (naked mole-rat)
Lineage: Eukaryota; Metazoa; Chordata; Mammalia; Rodentia; Bathyergidae
Source: RefSeq, a predicted model, not a curated record